CCCUACGCCGCUAAACUUUGGCUUUGGCCUCCCUACCCACGCUUGCUCAACCACGAGAGCUACGGUGAGCGCGUUCGCUCCGUCCCGGCUUACUGGGGGCGCGAGGCUUGCGGUUGAGUGGAGUCCAAAAUCCCGUGCCGAGCGCCCCCUCGCUGGCUGCCCGAACGUCCUUGCUCAGUAACGCCCGGCGGCAGACUAUCCCCUCCGCCCUCUGCACUGCGCCGCUUGGCGGCGACCAUGGAUCCCAUCGUGGUUCGAGGACGGGCGUCUUUCCAGGACAGGCUACGGCUGGUUUGGGACGAGGAGGCUGUGGACGAUGGGUUGAUGGGACAUGCUGGACUCGAAGACCUGGCCUCGCCGGGAACAGUGAGCGGUUGUCGCCUGGAUGGUGAGGAGGGCGAAGAGAGCGCAGCCCCUUCGUCUGCCGGCCCCGCUCGGUCGGAGAGGAAGUACGCUCGCAAAGCCCGUCGGCAGGCCGUUCGCAGCGCCGCCCGCGCUGCAGGGUGGUUGGCGCAGAAAGAUGCGGAGGCCUCCCGCGUCGCAGCGGCCGGAUCUGCCCUCUCAGAUAUGCCGCUCUCGGGCGGUUUCAUCGGCCAUCGAAAGGUUCGCCGCAGAGAGGCGGAGAGCGCUGGAGGACAGCGGGUUGUUGGCCACGACGGCGGGUACGUGUCCUUUGCAGCGCAGCGGCUUUGAGCUGACGGCCAAGGGCUGGCGCAGUAAGGCUGCCGAGAUUUUGGAUCGUGCUCGCCACUUGGUCGCGUAUCGGGCAUGGCAAGGCUCUGCUACUCAGGAGGCCAACGGCCUUCUUACGGCAGCUGCGGCCUACGUGGUAAAGACAGGCAUCAAGCCGACGUACACUUCCUCUAAACGCGGGACUUUUUCGCAAUACUACUUCACACUUCACAAGGAUAAUCAGCCGAGACCAAGGAUGUCCAAGUACUUCUGCGAACACGUCGAGGUUGCGCACGAGCUUGCCCGUGUGUUGGCGCCUGUCAUACGGCUGGUUGCUGGCAUCUUCCGCCGGAAUUUUCCUCUGCUCUAUGAGUAUUAUGCGCGCACCUUAGACUAUGCCGUUCGCGGCGACGCUUCUCUAGAAUCUCUCUUUCACCCCUUUGCCUCCUUUGCCCUCAACGUUGGAGAGGUCGUCUGCGAGCGACAUCUUGACUGUACCAACUUGGGCCCUGGCCUUUGUUGUAUCGUUCCCUUUGGGCGGUACAAUCCGUCGGCAGAUUGCCGUGUUGGCCUCGCAGAUCUUGAAUGCGAGAUUGAGGUUGGCCCAGGCGUGCCCUUGUUGAUACCUUCCGCUGCCUUUACUCAUUACAACACGCCUCUCACAACGCAGGGGGCAUGUCGCGGCUCUGCUGUGUUUUGGACUGGCGGUACUCUUUUUCAGUUUCAAGAGCUUGGUGGGCGUAUGGUGUCAGAGCUGAGCACGGCUGAAAGGCACGAAUACCAGGCUGGACGCUCCUCCCGCAUUACAGCAGGCAUCGCACGCUUUCCCAAGCGUCCUUUUUGAACACAUGUAUGGCUCUUUAGCUUAAUAAACGUGUCGCUGGCGUUAUCGUCGAUGGCGCACAACUCGACUGCUGAACUGCGCGCCCGAUCCACCAACGCCGACAAGCGGUGAUCGACACA
This is a messenger RNA of Fomitopsis serialis, 1635 nucleotides long. RefSeq lists its product as uncharacterized. Lineage: Eukaryota; Fungi; Basidiomycota; Agaricomycetes; Polyporales; Fomitopsidaceae. Bases 386 to 1516 code for a protein of 376 amino acids. The transcript is spliced from 5 exons. The record is from RefSeq and is a predicted model, not a curated record.